This is a messenger RNA of Ostrinia furnacalis (Asian corn borer), 2682 nucleotides long. Its product is annotated as synaptic vesicle 2-related protein. Gene Ontology annotation, cellular component: membrane. Gene Ontology annotation, molecular function: transmembrane transporter activity. Lineage: Eukaryota; Metazoa; Arthropoda; Insecta; Lepidoptera; Crambidae. The transcript has 13 exons. The record is from RefSeq and is a predicted model, not a curated record. Gene Ontology annotation, biological process: transmembrane transport. Bases 230 to 1717 code for a protein of 495 amino acids.
UUUUUAUUUACAAUGAUGAACGGAAUUUGUCGGCUCGUUUUGUUUUUAAUUAACUAAAAUGUUUAUUUAGGACCAUUCAAAAUAAUGAUAUGUGUUCCGCUUAGAUACCUUAAUGUGUUCAACAAGAAAGUUCCCGGAUAAUAAAUAGAAAAUCGAAAUUAUAGAAAAACAAGCUCCCGUUACUUCGUUACGGUAUUCCACGUCAGAGAAACUUUGUUAAGUUUCUAAAAUGCGGCGAGCAAAAGGAUAUCAGGACUUAGAUGAUAGUGCGGUGGUGCCUCGGGCUCCCGCACCACCUAUGCCACCUCCUCAGGAAAUAGAAAUGGCAUCAGUGUCUGUUGUCCCUGACGAUACAUUCACCGUGACACAAGCAGUGAACGCCCUGGGUUUUGGUUGGUUUCAAGUGAAGUUGUCUCUAUGCACGGGUUUAUGCUGGAUGGCAGAUUCCAUGGAAAUGACAAUAUUAAGCAUAUUAUCUCCAGCUCUGCAUUGUGAAUGGAAUAUUAGCAAGUAUCAACAAGCUUUAACAACAACAGUAGUCUUCAUGGGAAUGAUGUUAAGUUCAACAUUUUGGGGCAACAUCAGUGACCGCUAUGGAAGAAAGACUGCUCUCAGCAUGUGUGGAGUUUUGCUGUUUUACUAUGGUUUAUUGAGUGCUAUUGCACCAAAUUUUCUAUGGCUGUUGUUUCUAAGAGGACUAGUUGGAUUUGCAAUUGGCUGUGUACCACAAUCAGUCACUCUCUAUGCAGAAUUUUUACCAACUAAACAAAGAGCAAAAUGUGUGGUACUGUUGGAUUGUUUUUGGGCCCUCGGAGCUUGCUUGGAGGUGGCCCUGGCUCUGGUGGUGAUGCCCACUCUAGGAGUUCAUUGGCUGCUUGCCCUGUCUACCAUUCCGCUGCUGAUAUUUGCUCUCAUAUGCCCUUGGCUGCCUGAAUCUGCGAGAUUCCACGUGGCGAGUGGACAACCUGACAAGGCGUUAGAAACGUUAGAACAGAUAGCCCAAGACAACGGUCGUCCAAUGCUGCUGGGUCGCCUGGUGUGCGACGACUCCGUGGGCAUCGGGCAGCGCGGCCGCCUCAAGCACCUCCUCAUACCGCAUCUGCGGAACACCAGCUUGUUGCUGUGGUUUAUUUGGAUGUCGUGUGCGUUUUGCUACUAUGGACUGGUGCUAAUGACUACGGAACUCUUCGAGACUGACGCAGAUGCCUCAGACGAAACUUGUGCUGCCAACUGUCGCCCACUGCAGACCACAGACUAUAUGGACCUGUUAUGGACCACGCUUGCUGAGUUCCCUGGUAUUUUUGCUACGAUCUUCAUAAUCGAAAAGUUUGGACGGAAGAAGACAAUGGCAGCACAGUUCGUGAUAUUCGCCAUGUGUGUUUGUGUGCUGAUCUACAAUGGAAAUCGUACAUUCCUGACUUGCGUUCUGUUCGUCGCGCGAGGCAUCAUCGCCGGUUUAUUCCAAGCGGCUUACGUCUACACCCCUGAGGUCUACCCCACCGCGCUGCGUUCUACGGCGGUGGGAGCCUGCAGCGGGGUGGCGCGUCUCGGCGCCAUGAUAACGCCUUACGUGGCACAGGUGUUGCUCAAGAACUCCAUAGUCAUAGCGACCGGUGUAUACUCGUUGGCAGCCAUACUGGCCGCUAUAGCCUGCCUUGCGCUGCCCAUCGAGACUAAAGGCCGGGAGAUGCGGGACUCGGUAACAGCGACCGGAUAGUGACGUCACACGAAUGUUCUAUGCUUGAAUCUCAUUUAUCGUCUUUAUUUAUUGGAAUCGCUGCUGAAUGUAGGUUUUUAUAUUGACGUCUUUAAGACUGAUGUGAAUCAUAAGAGCGUCAAGCAACAGUGAAGUAAAGGGACGCAUGUACGAUGGUACGUUAACCUGCAAUAUAUUUAUAAAACUAUUAUUAUUAUCGACGCGGCGCGUAGACAUGGAUACUUACCAUGUCCGAAAAAUAAGCUUAGGCAGACGGACCAAUUUAUAGUAUCUGAAAUAAAAUCGUUUAUAGCUACGCUUUUAAGAUUUCGCUUCCUAGUAAGCACGCUUGAAAAUUCGGUGACAUGACCCGAGCACGCAUGACUAAAGGUUCGGCCUAACCAAUGCGUUCAGCCUACGUGCACGAUGGCGAUCAGUCGUGUAGGAAUUUGUAGCGAUUAGUUCACAUCGACGCGUCCUGCCAUUGGUCGCGGCGAUCUAGGCGCAGUGAUCACCAUCGCUGACGCGAACUGCACGCGUUGAUUUGGCCGAAGCUUUACGAUUUUCAUAUAGUAUACGCUAUAUUAUUCGGGUGUCUACGCGCGGUCUCAAACAAACGUCACGCGCUACAUUGAAACGCACGCACGUCAAACAACAAAACUGUAGCUGAUCAAACUAACUCAGUAUUAAUGUAAUCUCACUGCUUUUUAAUAAAGACUGCAUUUUACGCAUUUAUAGCAUCGUAUAAUAAUGUGUAAGUAGGAUUUAAGUUAUUUUAUAAAUAAGCAACUACCUACUUAAUAAUGACGUAUAAAUUAAGUAUACAAGAUGAGUUUUUGGGUAGGUAAGUGUGGGAAAAUUCUGAGCAAUUUAAUUAGAAAUACCUAAAUUAUCUUUAUGUUCUUUAGUACAUUAAUUUUAUACAGGCUGUAAGGAAUGGAUUUGAAUAAACCUGCUUGGGAAUAAGUAAUAGGAAUGUAAAAAGG